AUGUACUGCCAGGACACUGUGUCCGAACUUCGUCGCAAAGUUUCACAAAAGCUCGGCUUGACGGAGGGCAAGGCAUGCAAGCUCCUGGACCCCCAGGGGACCUGCCUCCCCGACGAUUGGCUAGCGGAGGAGCUACAUGACGCCGUGCUUACCGGCGUCCUUGUGCGUGUGGCCAGAUUUCGCCUGAGCCCUCCCGACGACUUUGGUUCGUUGUGCGUGGAUGGCUUCGGAGACAUGUCGGCCAAAUACAUGGAAAUCAAGAACGGUGGACAGAUGGCGAUGAACAGGGAUCAGCAGGAUGGGCGGGCCGAGUUGGAGGAUGCCUUUUCAGACGGCGAUCUUCCCGUACAGCUGCUGGUCUCCAUGCCUGCAAGUUCUGGAUAUGCCCAUUUUAUUUAUGUGAGGCGCGGCGCGAGUGUGGCGACAGUGGAGGCGAACAAGGAGGACCUUUACUCAGUGACCUUGGACUCCCAGAACAUGACUGUGGAGGUUGGAGAGGGCGCUGAGCGGAAGACAUGCGUGAAGUUGCCGAAAGGCGAGACUCCGCUGCGACUGGGCGUGUAUGUUUACAAAGCCGGCGAGGUGGCCUUGAAGGACACCUCCGACUGCGCUGAAAGGCCUUUGGAAGUGAGUGAACCGGCUUCCCCUUUAUCCGCAUCCUCCUCCCCACUACAGAGCCAGACACCAUGUGAGUAA
Symbiodinium sp. CCMP2456 is the source of this 696-nucleotide messenger RNA. Lineage: Eukaryota; Dinophyceae; Suessiales; Symbiodiniaceae. The record is from the annotation of a GenBank genome assembly.